AUGUACAACGUCAUAACUAACCGGCAUUUCAUGUUUCACCUUGUGCUUCAUGUAGAUAGUGCGACCCAAAGUGGAGGGAGGUUUUCGGAACUACACGCUCUCCGCUUUCUCUCUGUCGUCCCUCUCUCCUCCCUCUGUUGCGACCGUGAUUCUUGGACUCUGGUCUGGGUAUCCACUCCGCUUCAACGCUGCGAGUGUCAGGAGGAGUACUUUGCAUGUCCCGUCAGUUCAUAG
Messenger RNA from Chondrus crispus (carragheen), 234 nucleotides. RefSeq lists its product as hypothetical. The transcript has a single exon. Lineage: Eukaryota; Rhodophyta; Florideophyceae; Gigartinales; Gigartinaceae. The coding region runs from base 1 to 234 and encodes 77 amino acids. The record is from RefSeq and is a predicted model, not a curated record.